This is a messenger RNA of Drosophila biarmipes, 1808 nucleotides long. It is a transcript of the gene Cyp4ac2, whose product is annotated as probable cytochrome P450 4ac2. The coding region runs from base 131 to 1675 and encodes 514 amino acids. Lineage: Eukaryota; Metazoa; Arthropoda; Insecta; Diptera; Drosophilidae. Gene Ontology annotation, molecular function: iron ion binding; oxidoreductase activity, acting on paired donors, with incorporation or reduction of molecular oxygen; heme binding. The record is from RefSeq and is a predicted model, not a curated record. The transcript has 5 exons.
UAAUAGUAUUGAUUUGACCAAACGGACUGAUGGUGAUUACUGGGUUCUAAUCGGCGGCUGUCAUUCAUAGAUCUGAGCUUAAUCUGAAAGGUAUUGAGACCUCCGCCGGCAUACUAGGAUUAGCACAGAGAUGAUUUUGGAAGUCCUGAUUCCUGUGCCCGUGCUGGUUUUUAUUUUUUCCAAAUUGUGGACGCACCUAAACCGCAAUUACUUCAUCCUAAGCCUUUGUAAGCGACUUCGCACCGAGGAUGGCAGUCCUCUGGAAAAAAAGAUCUACGUAACGCCGACCAAAACCCGAUUUGGAAACAACUUUGAUCUAGUGAACUUUACUUCUGAAAGCAUCUUCAAGUUCAUGAGAGAUGCUUCUGCUGAAGCGAAAGGUCAGAAUUAUCUGUGGUAUUUCUUCCGAGCGCCCAUGUACAAUGUCAUCAGGGCCGAGGAAGCCGAGGAAAUACUCCAAAGUCCGAAGCUAAUCACCAAAAAUGUGAUCUAUGAUCUUUUAAAACCAUUUUUGGGCGAAGGACUGCUGACCAGCACAGACCAGAAAUGGCAUGCUAGAAGAAAAGCCCUGACUCCCGCCUUCCAUUUCAACGUUUUGCAGUCUUUUCUAAAUAUAUUCAAUUUUUUAAGGGAAGAGUGCAACAAACUGGUCAAAGUCCUAUAUCAAAGUGUGGAUAAGGAGUUGGUCCUUAAUGAGGUCAUUCCUCAGUUUACUUUAAACAAUGUUUGUGAAACCGCACUGGGCGUAAAGCUAGAUGAUAUGUCGGAGGGCUUCCGAUAUCGCCAGUCGAUUCACGCCAUAGAAGAGGUCAUGCAGCAGCGACUGUGCAAUCCCUUCUUCUAUAACCCAGUGUACUUCUAUCUGUACGGAGACUAUCGAAAGCAGGUGGAUAACUUGAAAAUUGCCCACGCCUUCUCCAGCAACCUCAUAGAGACAAGGAGGAGUCUUUUCAAGAGUAAACAGCUUGAGAAAGUGGAUGAGUUUGGCAAGAAACAGCGCUAUGCCAUGCUGGAUACCCUUUUGGCGGCCGAGGCAGAGGGUCAGAUCGAUCACCAGGGCAUCUGUGAUGAGGUCAACACCUUCAUGUUCGAGGGGUACGAUACCACAUCAACGUGUCUUAUCUUCACCCUGCUCAUGUUGGCCCUGCACGAGGAUGUCCAGCAGCGGUGUUAUGAGGAGGUGGAAAACCUCCCAGAGGCCAGCGAUGAUAUCACCGUGUUCCAGUUCAACGAACUGGUCUACUUGGAGUCUGUGAUCAAGGAGUCCCUCAGGAUGUUUCCCUCGGUGCCCUUCAUUGGUCGUAAAUGCGUGGAGGAGACUGUGGUAAAUGGUCUAAUAAUGCCCAAGGACACCCAACUCAACAUACACAUCUACGAAAUCAUGAGGGAUCCCCGGCACUUUCCCGAUCCCCUCAAAUACCGACCAGAUCGAUUCCUUCCUGAGAACACUGUGAAUCGGCAUCCCUUCGCAUUUGUGCCCUUUAGUGCAGGGCAACGGAACUGCAUAGGUCAGAAGUUCGCCAUCCUGGAGAUCAAGGUUCUACUCGCAGCGGUUAUCAGGAAUUUCAGGAUACUACCCAUUACUUUUCUAGCUGACCUUACAUUUGAGAACGGAAUCGUGCUGCGCACUAAACAAAAUGUAAAGGUUAAACUGGUGCGUAGGGAGAAGAAAUGAUAAGGCUUAUCGGUUUCUGUAAAAACAAAACAAUGCCUAAUCACCCAAACUUCCAAACUUUAUGGCAAACUUUUUACAAUCCCAAACACAAUUAUUGGAAAUAAAGAACCAUAAAAUAUUCCGAUAACCAAAA